Molecule: messenger RNA, 598 nt
Organism: Caenorhabditis sp. 36 PRJEB53466
Lineage: Eukaryota; Metazoa; Nematoda; Chromadorea; Rhabditida; Rhabditidae
Source: the annotation of a GenBank genome assembly
AUGAAGACGUUUAAGGUCUUUGGCAGUGCCACUGCUUCUGGACCAGCUGCCGAAGUUUUCAUGGACUCUCAGGGUGAGCGCAGUUCUUUAAAACUUCAAAAAUCUAGUUGUUUUUGCAGAAUAUGAAUCGGAAGGAGGCCUCGGAGGAAUCACACCUCCGACGUUCAGCCGAACUUGUCCAUUUCCCAUGUCUGAAGACACGAUGGUUCCUGAAAGUAAGCCAACCUCCUUUUUCCCCUCAAAUGAACACUUUUUCGUUCCAGAAUCGCCACAAGAACUGCCGUUCGUCACACCGCCAGCCGACGGAUUCGAACUCUUCAAAAUGGUCCUUGCGAAGAAGAAGAACAGAAGCGUCUCGACACUCGAUCCGCUCAAAUGCAGUAAGAAAGAGCCACGAAUUACAAGUUCCUGAUUUUUCGAUUUGUUUUCAGCAAACCUAUGGGACCGGUGCCCGAGCGCAGAGAAACAGUUGUGGACGGACGCGGCGAGCAAACACCGGGCGCGUCUCGAGGCUGAAAUCAAAGAGGGAAGGGCGCGGAGAGCUCUGUCGGAUCUUGUGAUCAAGACGGAAACGAAGAGUGGACCCAAGACGCAGUGA